GCGAUACCGACGAGCCGCGGCGGCUUGGAGGGCUUAGCAAGGUGUACCCGUACGAGAUGCUGCCGUGGCCUCCGAUGCUCAAAGAUUUCGCCCAUUAAUUGUGUCUUCACUGCCAGAUCAAAUGCAAGUUUGCUCUUGAUUCUGUUGGAAAGGGAUCUUUUGUCAUGAAUCCAUUGUAGAAAGGUAAUAGUUGAGCACCAAGGGACAAUCUAAAUUACUCAUCAUGAUAUUUGCAGGUAGUAAUUACUUGAACAUCAACUUUUUUUCUUCUAUUCUUCUCCUUUGUUUUGGUAUAAUGAUGUGUUGAUGCCCACUGUUAUCUAUCCUAUGUAGAGGUGUGGGACUGGAUUCAGGAAAUAUAAAAAAUAGGAUGCCCAAAAUAAAGCAUUCUCUAUUCGCAAGCUAUUACUUAUCAUAAUGAUCAAGGAUGUACCUUUAAUUAUCCAUUUGUGCUAUGCAUACAUGUUCAGUCUGGAACAUAAUUCUGUCUUCCAUUGAUUGAAGAGAGUACAAUAUGGAUGCUCUGAAGAGUACUGUAUGUAGACUUCUUACUUAUAGAAUGUGCACACAGUUGCUUAUCUGACAUUUUGACAUGUACACUCGCAACAUUUUUCUUCUUCAGAUUUUCCGCACAUUUGACUCCAAUAACAAAUUUAGAUGUUGACCGUCUUCUUAACAACUAAAUGUGAGAUAGCAUAUCAACAAGUUUCCUUUCAUACAGACAAAUACAUGUACAUGUCUUUUCAUCAAGUCUCAGCAAAGCUCAAACAAGUCAUGGCUGUUUCAACAAAUGUCAGUCCUUUCAUAAUUUUUUAUAUAAUUGAAGAUCUAUCAAAAAGACAUGGUAGCGCUGUGGUUUGUUAGCCCAAGGUAAUGGUAGGUCUGUAUAAUUGCCGGAUUGGCCAUAGAAGUCUUACAAGUAAGGAAAAAACAGUAGUAGUUCUGUAAAAUUUAUUCCUAUAAAUUAAUACUCCUGAGAUGACACCUCUCCUUUUUCAUUUUUUUAGUUGGAUUUAAUAUCAAAUUGUCUACAAUAAUUUUGUUUAACUACAAUCUGAUGCAGAAGAGUUCUGUUUAGUUCUCAGAUUAUAUUUUGCCUUUCAAGGACUGCAGCAUGAUUUACUGAAUCAUCUACAACAGCACAGACAGGUUCUGUCAUACCGAUUUAAUGGCUAGGAUUUGAGAUGGCUUACUGCAGUUUGAUUACCGAUUCAUCUACAGCAGCACAGACAAGUUCUGAUCAUACCGAUUUAAUGGCUAGGAUUUGAGAUGGCUUACUACGGUUUGAUUACCGAUUCAUGUUUUAUUCUUUUGUAUCACGCAGCUUUCUCUGUGUACUGUUGGGAUAAAUUUCAUGAACUAUGUAUCUUGUUUUAAUGACUAGGAUUUGAGGUUAGUGGUCAAUGCACAAUAGAUAGCUUUUGGUCAUCACCAUCAGGACAGAAAAAUACUUACCUCUGCUUCAUUUGUUUUAUAUCCUAUGUGCUGUAGAUCAAGGUUUCUUCUUUUCCUUUCUAGCUACCACUGCUGCAUUUGUUACUGUAUGUGCUGUCAUGAUCCUUGCUUCACUGACCGUGUUGAUUUUCCAGAUUUGACCAGGUGUUGUGUUCUUUUUUUGGCCUUGUGCCGCUUACAUCUUGUGCUUGCGUGUGGACAGGAUGUGCGUGCUUGUUUCCGUUGUUAUACCUGUUUUGCAGCCCCCAUCGACAACACACUGAGCUUUGUUCGUUGUUCCUCGAACCGUUACUUUUAGUUUUAGCAAAGGAGAAACCCACGCCGUCUGGCCGACAACUAACAGGUAAUUCCUCUUCUGAUUUGAUAGUAGAUGUGAAUCAGCUGUAUGAUUGCAGUUUAUAAAAACAAAUAUGUCCAAAUUAAAAAAUGCGCUUCUCGGACAACCACUCGGGGGUCCUACAUAAUAACACUUGCUUUGGAAAAGCGGCAACCCAAAAAAACUUAAAUGCUGGCUAUACUUUCUGUCCUAUACUUAUUUGUCAUGAUAGAUGCAACACUUUGUAGUAUGGUACUCCUACUAGUAUUUCAAAGUUGGUUUCAUCAAUUACUUCACCAUCUCUUCAUACUUGAUCCAUUGUGUGCUUGGACACCCAGUUCUACAAACAAGUAACCCAUCUGAAAUCAUGCAUUUUGGUUUUGAUUUCCAAUCAAAUCAGCAAGCUAGAGAAAAUUACUGGAUCGUAAUGUUAUCUUCGAACAAAAACCAUCAAACUAUUGUUAGCUAGAAGAAACUGUACAGGUGUUUAAUUCAUGUGAAAAAAAGGAUGCAGAGAUCGGCCAAAAGCUUCAAACCCGCAUGAAGUGUAUGCCUCCUCCUCAAGGCACCCCAGCUAUCAAAGCAGCUACCAGGAAGCAUCGUCACUUUCUCAACAACUGGCUGCGCAAAUGAUCCAAGCCAGAAUUGGCAAUCAACUCUUUAUAUUAUUGCAAGUGUCAAUAUUAUUCCAGGUCCAACUGCUUCGCCCGCAAGGCACGACGCAGCUAUAAGUCGACCACAAACAUCAUGAUCAUAAUCAUCUACUCGUAUUUUGCCCAUACAUCGGCAAGUCCACCACCAAUCAUCCAGUCUACACGUACAACCAAGAUGAAGCAGACCGUCGUGCUGUACCCGGGCGCCGGCGUCGGCCACUUCGGGUCCAUGACGGAGCUCGCCCACGUCUUCCUCAACCACGGCUACGACGUCACUAUGGUGCUCAUCGACCUGCCCGUCAAGUCCUCCGACUCGGGUGCCGCCGCCGUCGAGCGCAUUGCCGCCGCCAACCCAUCCAUCUCCUUCCAUGUCCUCCCGUUCCUCCCAGUCCCGGACAUCGCCGCCUCCGGCAAGCACCCUUUCAUCCACCUGCUGCAACUGCUGGACGACUACAACGAGCUGCUCGAAGCCAUCCUCCGCUCCAUCCCCCGGGAACGCUUGCACUCCCUCGUCCUCGACAUGUUCUGCGUCGCCGCCAUCGACGUCUGCGCCAAGCUCGGCGUCCCGGUCUACACCUUCUUCGCCUCAGGCGCCUCGUUCCUCUCCGUCAUGACCCAGUUCCCGGCGCUGAUCGCCGGCAGGCAGACGGGCCUCAAGGACCUCGGCGACACGCCCCUCGAUUUCCUCGGCGUUCCGCCCAUGCCGGCGUCUCAUCUCGUCAGGGAGCUGCUCGAGCACCCGGAGGAGGAGAUGUGUAAGGCCAUCACCAACAUGUGGAAGCGCAACACGGAGACCAUGGGCGUUCUGGUGAACACGUACGAGUCGUUGGAGUGCCGGGCAGUGCAGUCGCUCAGGGACCCGCGCUGCGUCCCAGGCCGGACCCUGCCCCCGAUCUACUGCGUCGGGCCGUUGGUCGGCAACGGUGCGAAGGACGACGACGGCGAAGCAGCAGUGAGGAACGAGUGCCUCGCGUGGCUAGACGCGCAGCCGGAUCGCAGCGUCGUGUUCCUCUGCUUCGGGAGCAAGGGCACGCUCUCCGCAGACCAGCUCAAGGAGAUCGCGGUCGGCUUGGAGAGGUCCGGGCAGCGGUUCCUGUGGGUCGUGCGCACGCCGGCCGGGUGUGAUGACCCGAGAAAAAUCCUGGAGGUUCGCCCCGAGGCGAACCUCGACGCGCUCCUACCGGCGGGUUUCCAGGAGCAGACCAAGGACAGGGGGCUCGUGGUCAGGUCAUGGACCCCGCAGGUGGACGUUCUCUGCCACCCGGCGACCGGCGCGUUCGUGACGCACUGCGGGUGGAACUCGGUGCUGGAGGCCAUCGCGGCGGGAGUGCCGAUGCUCUGCUGGCCGCUGGAGGCGGAGCAGAAGAUGAACAAGGUGUGCAUGACGGCGGAGGACAUGGGAGUGGCGGUGGAGCUGGCGGGGUACGCGGAGGGCUUCGUCACGGCGGACGAGCUGGAGGCCAAGGUGAGGCUGGCGAUCGAGGCCGAGGACGGCGCGCAGCUCAGGAAGCGAUUGACGGCUCGCAGGGAGGAGGCGAAGGCGGCGCUGGGGGAAGGAGGCUCCUCGCGGGCGGCGUUCGUCCAGUUUCUCCUGGACGUGGAGAAUAUCGGGGUGCAGCGCGGCGAGUGACAAAUUCCCAGCCACUCUUGUACGUACUAGUACUUUGUUAUUUUUGUUUGACAACUUGACAUUAAGAACAUCUACAACCACACAUAAUAAAUUUGAGCCUCUAAACAUCUGUGAACGGCGGCUGUCCGCAUCAAUCCCCAUAUUUUACGCAUCACAACCACGCUACCCACUUGACGAGUGUCAAUUUUUAUACAAAAGCAUACGACCUCCAUGAUCUAGAAUUAGCAAACUACCACCUACUACUCGCCAUCGGAUAUGUCAAUGCCGUUCGUGCCGGAGCCGCCGGUCUCGUGGUAUUUAGCGGCCGGGCGAAGCGGCGACGCCUCCUCGUCAUUCUUCUCGGACGCAAAUGCCUUCUCAAGCUCCAUCUCCAUUUACACAUAAUUAACAACUUUUUCGAGAAGAUGAAUAAAAUUGUCGGCCCCGUCUCGCGCCAGCCC
Molecule: messenger RNA, 4494 nt
Organism: Aegilops tauschii subsp. strangulata
Lineage: Eukaryota; Viridiplantae; Streptophyta; Magnoliopsida; Poales; Poaceae
Product: UDP-glycosyltransferase 88B1-like
Molecular function (GO): UDP-glucosyltransferase activity
Source: RefSeq, a predicted model, not a curated record